AUGGAAGUAUUGUGUGACAACCACCAGAGAGGAAAGGAAGGGCAAGAGAGGCCUUAUUCCUCAGGGACGGUGGACAUAGAGAACAGGAGGGACCCGAGGGCGUCUGGGGGCGGGCUGGAGGCAGAGCCCAUUGGCGCAGGAAGAGGGGAGGACAGGAGCCGAGCCAGGGCACCGGGGCGCAGUGCUCCCGGAGGCAGACACGGACACGUCUGCGUCUCCCCGACAAGUGCCUUCAAGCCCGGCGGGGAGACACCUCCGCUGUCCGCGGGGCCACGGCCUGCCCACUCCGCGGGUGCCGCCGUCCUCCGCGGGGCAGCGGGGAGGGGUGGGGAGGGGAGCGAGGGGCGCGGGGCGGGCCCGGGGGCGCGCGCUCCCCAGUCCAGGCGCAGGGGCGCAGGGGCGUGGGGCGUGAGCGCGGGGCGGGGCGGGGUCCCCCGGGGCGCUGCAGGGGCGGAGGCGGGGCCGCCCACUGCCGACGGCGAGAGCGCAGCGGGGCGCACGCGGGCCGGCGGGAGACGCGCCGGAGCCGGCCGGGAGCGGACGCCGCAGGAUGGCCGAGGUGAGGGCCUGCGCGCGGGACGCGGACCUGGCCCGUCCGUCCGUCCGUCCGUCCGUCCGUCCCUCUGCUUCUCACGCUUUAUCUAUCUCGCGCGGCGACGCGGCCGCGGACCCCGCCGGGCUUGCCCUGAGCGCCGACGAGGGGGACCGCGGACUCGUGAGGAGGAGAUGCGGACGCGCGCGGCGGGAGGCCGACAGUCCCGUAGGCGCAAAAGUUUCAGGAGCGCGGGCGGCGGCGGGAGGCGCGAGAAGGCGUGGGCACGGCUCCACCCCGUGACCGUGACCGUGACCGUGAGCGUGAGCGCGGCCCGGGACGCCGUGCUGGUGUCCCCUCCUCGGGGCGCGCGGAGCAGUGACGGCGCGGAGCGGGGACGCAAGGUCGCUGUCCCCCUCAGCCCGGCGUGGCGGCCGCGCGCUCCGGCAGCUCCGGUUCCCUGCUGGUCCCGGGGCCUGACCCGCUGGCCCAGGAGACACCGCGGGCGCGGACCCCGGCCCGGCCUUUCCCGCACGCAGCGGGACGUGUUCCACCCAGGACUGCGUGAUUUGGUGUCGGGGCUCGUGGACCGGAUGACAGUGACAGGGAGGGCAGCCCGCAGCUCCCAGGAAUAUCUGUGUAAUACAUUCACAGUCUCCCAAGUACUGGGCCAGCUGAUCAUCUUUCCAGGGUACUGCUCCCAUCCUUGGGUCUGGCACAGAGUGAAUACUCCUUGCUUGGUGAAGGCUAUUGAAUGGGGGAAUAUAUUUUGUUUCCUAAGUGCAGUGUAUGCUCUGCACAGCACUUACAUUGCCACACAGACAUGUAUUUAUUCUCCUCUUUUGCAGGCUAUCGGCUGUACUCUGAACUGUAGUUGCCAAAGCUUCAAACCUGGGAAAAUAAACCACCGUCAGUGUGAGCAAUGCAGACAUGGAUGGGUGGCUCAUGCACUAAGUAAGCUGAGGAUUCCCCCCAUGUAUCCAACAAGCCAGGUGGAAAUUGUCCAGUCCAAUGUGGUGUUUGACAUCAGCAGCCUCAUGCUGUAUGGAACCCAGGCUAUCCCUGUGCGCCUGAAAAUCCUUCUAGACCGGCUUUUUAGUGUGUUGAAGCAAGAUGAAGUACUCCAGAUCCUCCAUGCCUUGGACUGGACCCUGCAAGAUUACAUCCGUGGAUACGUGCUACAGGAUGCAUCAGGAAAGGUGUUGGAUCAUUGGAACAUCAUGACCAGUGAGGAAGAAGUGGCCACCUUGCAGCAGUUCCUUCGUUUUGGAGAGACCAAGUCCAUAGUGGAGCUCAUGGCAAUUCAAGAGAAAGAAGAGCAGGCCAUCGUCAUACCAUCUUCCACAACAAAUGUAGACAUUAGGGCAUUUAUUGAAAGCUGUGGCCACAGAAGUGCUAGCCUCCCCACCCCUGUAGACAAAGGAAGCCCUAGCAAUGUGCACCCUUUUGAGAACCUCAUAAACAACAUGACCUUCAUGCUGCCUUUCCAGUUCUUCAACCCUCUGCCUCCUGCACUGAUAGGGUCGCUGCCUGAACAGUAUAUGUUAGACCAGGGUCAGGACCAAAGCCAUGACCCCAAACAGGAAAUCCACGGGCCAUUCUCUGACAGCAGCUUCUUAACUUCCAGCUCCACACCAUUUCAGAUUGAAAAGGAGCAGUGUUUAAACUGUCCAGAUGCUAUUACUCAAAAAGAAGACAGUGCCCAUUUAAGUGACUCCAGCUCCUAUAGCAUUGUUGCUAAGCUUGAAAGGACACAGUUAUCCCCCGAGGCCAAAGUGAAGCCUGAAAGGAACAGCCUUAGCACAAAGAAAGGCCGAGUAUUCUGCACUGCGUGUGAGAAGACCUUCUAUGACAAGGGCACUCUCAAGAUCCACUACAACGCCGUCCACCUGAAGAUCAAGCAUAAGUGCACUAUCGAAGGAUGUAACAUGGUGUUCAGCUCCCUGAGGAGCCGGAACCGCCACAGCGCCAAUCCCAACCCUCGGCUCCACAUGCCAAUGAAUAGAAAUAACCGAGACAAAGAUCUCAGGAACAGCCUGAGCAUGGCGAGUUCUGAGAGCUACAAGUGCCCAGGAUUCAUGGUGAUGUCUCCAGACUGUAGACCUCUCCCCGGCUACCCUGGUGCAGGAGAGGAUACGCCAGGCCAACCAGCCUUCUCGAGCAUUGGCCAAAAUGGCGUGCUUUUCCCCAACCUAAAGACAGUCCAACCGGUCCUUCCUUUCUACCGCAGUCCAGCCACUCCCGCUGAGCUCGCAAACACACCUGGGAUACUACCUUCUCUCCCUCUGUUGUCCUCCUCAAUCCCAGAACAGUUGGUUUCCAACGAAAUGCCAUUUGAUGUUCUUCCCAAGAAGAAAUCCCGCAAGUCCAGCAUGCCUAUCAAAAUCGAGAAGGAAGCUGUGGAGAUUGCUAAUGAAAAGAGACACAGUUCAGAUGAAGACAUGCCCCUGCAGGUGGUCAGUGAAGAUGAGCCAGAAGCCUGCAGUCCCGUGUCAGCCAGAACACCCGAGGAGCAGCACACACUGUCGGGAAGCUCAGGAAAGCCUUUCCCCCAGGGAGAAAGGCCCUGCCACCUGGACUCAGUGAUUGAGUCUCAUGGAGCCAUCAGCCGAACCUCUGAGCAAACCACACACAGUUCAGAAAGGGAGGCCGAGCAGAAGCUAGCAUUGACCUUGGUGCCAAAGGAGGUUGAUGGUGACAGCCGUGAACACCACUUCACACCGGGAAUGGAGCCCCGAGUUCCUUUUCCUGACUAUGUGGAACUGCAGCAGCGCCUGCUGACCGGAGGACUUUUCGGUGCUUUAUCCAGCAGGGAAAUAACCUUUCCUUGUCUGGAAGAGUCUAAAGAACUGCAGCACGUGAAUCAGCAUGCAUUAGCAAGGCAGAAAGAAGAAACUCGCUUUCAGUGUGACAUCUGCAAAAAGACCUUCAAAAGUGCUUGCGGGGUGAAAAUGCACCACAAGAAUAUGCACGCCAAAGAAGCACACACGUGCACAGUGGAAGGCUGCAGUGCCACUUUCCCCUCCCGAAGGAGCAGAGACAGACAUAGUUCAAACCUAAGCCUCCACAAAAAAGUGUUGAACCAAGAAGAAUUGGAGAGCAGUGAAGAUCAUUUCCCUACAGCCUACCUUCUGAAAGAUGUGGCUAAAGAGGCCUAUCAGGACAUAGCUUUCACACAGCAAGCAUCCCAGACAUCUGUCAUCUUCAAGGGAACCAGUCGAAUGGGCAGUCUGGUUUACCCAAUAGCCCAAGUCCACAGUGCCAGCCUAGAGAGCUACAACUCUGGCCCCCCAAGCGACGGUACUGUCCUAGAUUUGAGCACUACCUCGAGCAUGAAGUCGGAGAGCAGCAGCCAUUCUUCCUGGGACUCUGACGGGGCCAGUGAGGAAGGUAUUGUGCUUAUGGAGGACAGUGAUGGGAACUGUGAAGCACAAGGUCUUGUCCCUGGGGAAGAUGAGUACCCGAUCUGUGUCCUGAUGGAGAAGGCUGACCAGAGCCUUGCCAGCCUGCCUUCUGGGUUGCCCAUAACCUGUCACCUCUGCCAAAAGACAUAUAGUAACAAAGGGACCUUUAGGGCCCACUACAAAACCGUGCACCUUCGGCAGCUCCACAAAUGCAAAGUGCCGGGCUGCAACACUAUGUUUUCAUCUGUUCGCAGUCGAAACAGACACAGCCAGAAUCCCAACCUGCACAAGAGCCUGGCCUCGUCUCCAAGUCAUCUCCAGUAACAAAAUGACAGGACAAAAACUGUGACAAGUGUUUGUCAUAAAUCAGGAAUAAGGUAAUCCAAAGAAAUGCUGGGUAAGCCAGGCAAAAAAUAUUUAAUUUACCUAUUUAGUUUUUUACAGCAGGAGAUGCAAAAGACAAGCUUUGUGGGAAGUUGACUUUAGGGUAGCCCUUCCUAUUAUUAUUUUUCUUAACCCAAGAGGUGUUUUCACUGACAAAAAGAAAACUUGCAGAAGUGCAGUUUUCUCCAGAUUUGUUUACACAUUCCCUGGUAGAGCUUCAGGUCUGCAGAUCAACAGUGAGGACCCAGGACCUGGAGGCAGCUUCAAAUGAAGCCCGCAGUAUUAAGGGUAUUUGGGGAAGAAAUAUCCUGGGAAAAAGAUUGUUGCCAUAGGCAAGAUCUUAGUCCCAAAGAUUCCAUCUUCAGUUCCUUUUACAGUCUUAAGUCCAGACUUGAGUUGGGGAACAUGACUUUCUGAGACCAUUCCUCCAUUUGGAGUGGAGAAUUGCUCCCUCCCUUGUCCGAAAGUUUCACAUGUUAUUCCAGGGAGUUCCGAGAGGAAGCAAAGUUGGCCUCUGCUGUGUUCCUUAUUAAUUCUUGAUUUAUACUAUGCAUUUAGAAGCUAAGGGGAAAAUAUGCACUUAAAAGUAGUGGUCUUCAAUUUAAUUUAAACUGAUUUUGAUAAUAUUUAACUUGUGUUUGUGUUAUGUAAGUAUUUUGUAUGAGUGUGGAUGCCACAGUGGCACCUCCAGAUCUCUGCUCAGAAGCAGAACAAAUGGUAAUUUACACUUCAAAACCACUGCCCAUUUUCAGUUGAUGAACUUCACUCUGUGUGUUUUGAUCCCCCAUGGAAUAAAUGCAAGCAUGAUCCUGGCAGGAGAUACAUUUUUUUUCAUUUCAAAACAUUUAGAGAACAAGUUUCUGAUGGUUUUUGUGUAUUUUCAAUAUCACUGGAUCUCUCCAUCUUCAGCCUUUUAUAAAUGUACACGAUAAGGAUGAACAUUGAAAUUUCUUUGGUAAAAAGUAGGACAUUGUUGUCAUACUGUAUGUCUUAAUAUUUAACUUAUUCUGAAAUAUAUUCCACACUGUUAUACAUGUUUGCUGUUGUAGAAAGGAACCUUAAUCAUCCCUGUGGAAUGAGACCAUCUCCUGAAAUUUAGCAUUUAUUGUAUCCUAAAAGCCUACAGAGGUUAAAAAGAAACUGAUUUUGUAUUCAGAGUCCAAGUUAACUGUAUUUAAACUCAUGUUGAUUUAACUGAUAAAAAAAUCCUUAAAGAUAAUUAAGGGUUAUAAGAAAUAUGCAUUUGGCCUAGAGAUGGAAAAACCCAAAAACCUAUCACUGAUAAUUUCAGCUUCUUUUUUAAUUUUAAUAAAUGUGACCACUUAAAACUUGUUUCUGCUUAAAGCAAGAUAAAUCUUUCAACUCUUUUGUUACCCAGAUGUUUUAAUAUUCUAAUUUCCUCAAAGUGGAAAAAUUUGUAUACAGAUGUUUUCUAUGAUUUAAUAAAAAUAUA
Molecule: messenger RNA, 5773 nt
Organism: Cavia porcellus (domestic guinea pig)
Lineage: Eukaryota; Metazoa; Chordata; Mammalia; Rodentia; Caviidae
Gene: Bnc1
Product: basonuclin zinc finger protein 1
Exons: 6
Coding region: 1-4260 (1419 amino acids)
Biological process (GO): regulation of transcription by RNA polymerase I
Cellular component (GO): nucleus
Source: RefSeq, a predicted model, not a curated record